GAGAGCGUCGGCUGCUGUGUGGCAGAAUGGAGAGGAAGAUGGAGGAGAGCGCGGUUAGAGACGGCGACACUGCAGGAAGUGAAGCCGGAGGAGAGGAAGCCCUGGUGGGGAAUGUGACCAAACUGACGGUCAGCCCACCAGGAUACUCAGGAGCUCUACGAAAAGGACACCUGGUGUUUGAUGCUUGCUUUGAGAGCGGAAACCUCGGCCGUGUUGACUACAUCAGUGAAUUCGAGUUUGACCUCUUCAUCCGGCCCGACACCUGCAACCCCCGCUUCAGAGUCUGGUUCAACUUCACAGUGGAGAAUGUCCGUGAGACACAGAGAGUCAUUUUCAAUGUGGUCAACUUCUCCAAGACCAAGAGCCUGUACAGAGAUGGCAUGUCUCCUGUGGUGAAGUCCACCAGCAGACCUAAAUGGCAGAGGCUCCCCGCCAAAAACGUGUACUACUACCGCUGCCCUGACCACCGGCGCAACUACGUCAUGUCCUUCGCCUUCUGCUUCGACAGAGAGGACGAUGUUUACCAGUUUGCUUACUGCUACCCCUACACCUACUCCAGACUGCAGCACUACCUGGCCAGCCUGGAACGCAGGAACCUGCCCUACCUGCAGAGGGAGCAACUGGGACUCAGUGUGCAACAGCGGCGUCUCGACCUGUUAACCAUCACCAACUCAGACCACCUGAGUCCGGAUAGGGAGAAGAAGCUGGUCUUUCUUACGUCUCGUGUUCACCCUGGAGAGUCUCCGGCCUCCUUCAUCUGUCAAGGUGUGAUUGACUUCCUGGUGAGCCAACAUCCUGUGGCUCAGAUCCUGAGAGAUCAUGUGAUCUUCAAGAUCGUCCCCAUGCUAAACCCUGAUGGGGUCUACCUGGGCAACUACAGGUGUUCGCUGAUGGGCUUCGACUUGAAUCGCCACUGGCAGGAUCCCUCUCCAUGGGCCCACCCCACGCUGCACGCUGUCAAACAACUCAUAAUGCAGAUGAACCAAGACCCUAGGGUGAGUUUGGAGUUCUACAUUGACGUCCAUGCCCACUCCACCAUGCUGAAUGGCUUCAUGUACGGCAACGUGUUCGAGGAUGAGGAGCGUGUCCAGAGACAGGCAGUCUUCCCCAGGCUGCUGUGCCAAAAUGCACCAGACUUCUCUUUCUCCAACACGUCCUUCAACCGAGAUGUGGUGAAGGCCGGUACCGGUAGACGUUUCCUUGGUGGUCUACUUGACGAUACGUCCUACUGCUACACUCUGGAAGUGUCCUUCUACAGCUACAUGCCGGCUGGCAGCAACGCGCCUGUGCCCUAUACUGAGGAGACAUACAUGAAGCUGGGCAGGAAUGUGGCUCGUACCUUCCUUGAUUACUACAAACUCAGCAACCUUAUCAAGGACAACAGACCAAGUCACAUACAAAGCUCCGAGGUGAAGUCCCCGACAGGCAACGGAAAGGACAAUGGCGUCGGCAGAGACGCAGUGGACAGACAGAGAGAGAAGAGCCAGGGUGACAGGCACUAGACAGACAGACGGACACAGACUGAGCGUGUAUCAAAUGCAAGGCACCGUGGAAGGAGAAUCCUUCACACUUCAUUGCCUUUAGAGGCUCCACAUUUCUCUGGCUUUGAAGACUUAUAUUCACAGACUUGUAACAGUGGGGUUACUGGUAUUUGGAGGAAAUAAAAUCAGAGUGUCCCCCUGAGUUAUUUAAUGAGUAUGAAAUGUGGACUGUUGUAAACGAAGGGAAGACAGACUAUAGCUACCAUCUCUAUCAGACACGUUAUAAAUCAGGAGACAAAACACUUAAAAAAUUCUAAAUAGAAUAGAUCCUAAGGCUCAAGAUGGUGCUUUUAUGACACAUGUGCUGCCGCUCCCAUAAAACAGCAAAUAAAACAGGGAAACUUAGCAAGAAAAUCCUGACAUGUUUCAUGACAGUUUCAACUGAUGAUUAUUAAUCAUCAACUGUAUUUAUUUUAACAGCAGACACAAAAUCCCUCAUUUCUUGAAGUGCUGUGGUGGGAUGAGCUGACAGUGUUGUGUCACAGUACCUUGGAUUGAACCAGAAAAGAGGCUAGUGUCAUGAAACCUUGCACAUAUGUUGUAGAAGUAAAACACACUGAAACGAGGGCAAACUUAUCAAACAUUUGAAGUGUUUUUUUAUUCGGAUUUGACGGUUUUAGACUUAUAACAUAUGGAUUUUUUGUUGUGGUGACCAUUGAAAGUGCAGUUAGAGCUCUUUCCCCGUUCAUUUUAUUCUAAAGUGAAUGUCCAGAGAUGCUACCAAGGUGGCUGCCAAGUGAUGACACUCGCCUAAAAGUACUUUGUUUUGAUUUAAUCUGAGGCCUUCAUUCAGCAGCUCAUAUUUUGUGUAUUUAUAUAUGUUUGUAAAUAGAUGCAUGCUUCUCUGUUGCUCCUGACUUUCUUUAUGACAUGACAUGGAUGAUGUUAUUAUUGUUACACCUGCCAUUAAAAUGUGUUUUUGUUUAUCGCACUGCAAUCACAUAGUGUUUGAUGACAUGAAAGUAAAGGUAUAAAUGCAUCCAAGACACAAUGAGGGCGGAUGGUGAUCCGUUCAGCCCUAAAACGUCUGGUGUUUGGACACAUAAGUGUACAUCCAUUUGCUUUCUUCAUCCAAAUACAACAAGUAGUGUUGACUUGAUUAUUCCUCACGAUUGUUUCAAACCCGCACCAAGGCAGCUAGCAACCAUUAGCCAGUAAACACUUGAAGCCGUCCGCUCUUCAGUCCUGAUGUUUUUCAAGAAUAAAUGUAGGAAAGAAAAGAGCUGAUUUAGUUUUUUU
Molecule: messenger RNA, 2780 nt
Organism: Pleuronectes platessa (European plaice)
Lineage: Eukaryota; Metazoa; Chordata; Actinopteri; Pleuronectiformes; Pleuronectidae
Gene: agbl4
Product: AGBL carboxypeptidase 4
Exons: 13
Coding region: 27-1502 (491 amino acids)
Biological process (GO): proteolysis
Molecular function (GO): zinc ion binding; metallocarboxypeptidase activity
Source: RefSeq, a predicted model, not a curated record